This is a messenger RNA of Balaenoptera musculus (blue whale), 8242 nucleotides long. It is a transcript of the gene ANKRD50, whose product is annotated as ankyrin repeat domain 50. The transcript is spliced from 5 exons. Gene Ontology annotation, molecular function: protein binding. The record is from RefSeq and is a predicted model, not a curated record. Bases 869 to 5155 code for a protein of 1428 amino acids. Lineage: Eukaryota; Metazoa; Chordata; Mammalia; Artiodactyla; Balaenopteridae.
GAGCGCUGGCGGCGGCGGCGGCGGCGGCGGCUUCUCAGCGAAGCAAGUGUCUGAAGCUGAGAGUCCUCGGCGGCGGCGGCGGCGGCGGCGGCCGGGACCGAGUUACUGGUGGGAAUUAUUGAUUACCUGGACAUCUUAAACCGAGAAGCCUGUGAACAGGUUCAUUAGCAUCUUGAAAAAUGCGUUUUAUGAAUGCUUUGAAUUAAGAAGGUGUUAACAGUGGUUUGCCAUUUUUGCCACAUAAGAGACAGUAAUCUGAAACAGUUCCUUCCCUGGCAGUUGCCCAUAUACUUAAAACUGGCAGGGUCUCGUACUCUGAGUGACUAUCCUUCAACAAGGAGUAGAGCACUGACAAUCUACUGUAUAAAUGUAAUCUCUUUGGUAGCAUUUACUAUAAUGGACACCUUUUCUGCAUCUAAUUUUCAGAUACAGACUUAACGCUUGUGAUCUGGAAAAGCAUUUUGUACAAAUUGAAAGAUUGGGCUUUCUCUUCAGUUUUCCAGAUGUAUUGUCUCAUCUGCAUACUUGAAACAUCCACAAUCACAUGAACUCCAGAUGUAACCAUGGAGUUUUGCGACCCAUCAAGAUAUAGGAAAAGUGUUGGCCAAGGUUCGGGACCAGGCAGUUUUCCAUCAGUUCAACAAUUAAUAUAAACUAUUAUAUUCUCUGCUGAUUAUCAGGAAUAAAGAGCCAAAUAAAGUCAUGCACAUUCUGUUGGCAGACGGACUAUGUGGCUGUUGAAUUUUACUGUAACUGGUUACUCUUGUCAUUCAAAGUCAACUUAAUAUGCAAGUUAUGUCCUAAUGGAUGUAAAGACCUGUGUUGACGUACCCAGAUUCUAGCAAAUGUUGACUCUAAGAAACCUAUUAUGACUAAUCCUUGGGAAGAGAAAGUCUGCAAAAUGGCUCAAACGAGUUUACUGCAGGGGAAGCAGUUUUACUGUAGGGAGUGGGCUUUCCACAAGCUUCAGCAUUGCCUCCAGGAGAAAACUAACUGCUGCAACAGUGCUGUCAACACACCGCCCCUUGUAAUGAAUUCUGGGAAUAACGCUAGUGUUGUCUCUGGCAAAGGAGCUGCCUGGGGCGUGUUAUUGGUAGGAGGGCCUGGCAGUGGCAAGACAGCCUUAUGCACUGAGCUCUUGUGGCCAAGUUCACCUACAAGCUUGCAGAGAGGCUUACAUCGCCAGGCUUUGGCCUUUCAUUUCUGCAAAGCCCAGGACUCUGAUACUUUGUGUGUUGGAGGGUUUAUUAGAGGUCUGGUUGCCCAGAUCUGCCGCAGUGGACUUCUCCAAGGAUAUGAGGACAAGCUAAGGGAUCCAGCAGUUCAAAGCCUCCUACAGCCCGGGGAAUGUGAGAGAAACCCAGCUGAAGCAUUUAAAAGGUGUGUCCUGCUCCCUCUUUUGGGAAUGAAGCCUCCCCAGCAAAGCCUCUAUCUGCUUGUGGAUUCUGUGGAUGAAGGGUGUAAUGUUACCGAAGGUGAACAGACAUCUACCAGCUUAUCUGGGACUGUGGCAGAGCUUUUAGCUGGUCACCACGAGUUCUUUCCACCAUGGCUAUUACUUCUCUGUUCUGCCCGAAAACAGAGCAAAGCUGUUACUAAAAUGUUUACCGGUUUUCGAAAAAUAAGUUUAGAUGACCUUCGGAAGGCAUAUAUUGUUAAGGAUGUUCAGCAGUACAUUCUUCAUCGCUUAGAUCAAGAAGAAGCUUUGCGACAACACCUCACAAAAGAAACUGCAGAGAUGUUAAAUCAACUGCACAUUAAGAGCAGCGGAUGCUUUCUUUAUCUAGAACGAGUUCUCGAUGGAGUUGUAGAAAAUUUUAUUAUGUUAAGAGAGAUUCGUGACAUCCCAGGAACUCUAAAUGGUCUGUAUCUCUGGCUGUGUCAGAGACUUUUCGUAAGAAAACAGUUUGCAAAGGUUCAGCCUAUUUUGAAUGUGAUUCUUGCAGCCUGCCGACCUCUGACCAUAACGGAAUUAUAUCAUGCAGUAUGGACCAAAAGUAUGUCAUUAAGCUUGGAAGACUUUCAGCGCAAGUUAGAUGUCCUCUCCAAACUUCUUGUUGAUGGACUAGGAGAUACUAAAAUACUGUUUCACUAUAGUUUUGCAGAGUGGCUUCUGGAUGUGAAACACUGCACUCAGAAGUAUUUAUGCAAUGCAGCAGAAGGACACCGAAUGUUGGCUAUGAGUUAUACCUGUCAAGCCAAGAAUUUAACACCAUUGGAAGCACAAGAAUUUGCAUUGCACUUAAUUAAUUCAAACUUACAGUUAGAGACAGCUGAGUUAGCUCUGUGGAUGAUAUGGAAUGGUACACCUGUCAGAGACUCCCUGUCUACACUAAUACCCAAGGAGCAAGAAGUGCUACAGCUGUUGGUGAAAGCUGGUGCUCAUGUCAACAGUGAAGAUGAUCGCACGUCAUGCAUAGUCCGACAAGCCUUAGAAAGAGAGGAUUCCAUUCGGACAUUAUUAGAUAAUGGAGCAUCAGUAAAUCAGUGUGAUUCAAAUGGGAGAACAUUACUGGCUAAUGCUGCUUACAGUGGCAACCUUGAUGUAGUGAAUUUACUCGUCUCUAGGGGAGCAGAUUUAGAGAUAGAAGAUGCUCAUGGGCACACACCACUUACCCUAGCUGCUAGACAAGGACAUACCAAGGUGGUUAAUUGUUUGAUUGGUUGUGGAGCAAAUAUUAAUCAUACUGAUCAGGAUGGCUGGACAGCAUUAAGAUCUGCUGCUUGGGGUGGUCAUACUGAGGUCGUUUCUGCACUACUUUAUGCUGGCGUCAAAGUGGAUUGUGCAGAUGCUGAUAGCCGAACAGCUUUGAGAGCAGCAGCCUGGGGAGGACAUGAGGAUAUUGUACUGAACUUGCUACAACAUGGUGCUGAAGUCAACAAAGCUGAUAAUGAAGGUCGAACUGCUUUGAUAGCAGCAGCCUACAUGGGACAUAGAGAGAUUGUGGAACACCUACUGGACCAUGGAGCAGAAGUGAAUCACGAGGAUGUCGAUGGCAGGACUGCACUCUCUGUGGCUGCACUUUGUGUUCCUGCAAGUAAAGGACAUGCAUCGGUUGUUAGCCUUUUAAUCGAUCGAGGUGCUGAAGUGGAUCAUUGUGAUAAAGAUGGCAUGACUCCACUGCUGGUGGCUGCCUAUGAAGGACACGUUGAUGUGGUUGACUUGCUUCUAGAGGGGGGAGCAGAUGUCGACCACACAGAUAACAAUGGUCGUACACCCCUGUUAGCAGCAGCUUCUAUGGGUCAUGCUUCGGUUGUAAACACACUUCUGUUUUGGGGUGCAGCUGUGGACAGCAUUGACAGUGAAGGGAGGACAGUCCUCAGCAUAGCUUCAGCCCAAGGAAAUGUUGAAGUAGUACGUACUCUACUGGAUAGGGGGUUAGAUGAAAAUCACAGGGAUGAUGCUGGAUGGACACCUUUGCACAUGGCAGCUUUUGAAGGUCACAGAUUAAUAUGUGAAGCACUUAUUGAACAAGGUGCUAGAACAAAUGAAAUCGAUAAUGAUGGGCGGAUACCUUUCAUAUUAGCUUCGCAAGAGGGUCAUUAUGAUUGUGUUCAAGUGUUAUUGGAAAACAAAUCCAACAUUGAUCACAGAGGUUAUGAUGGAAGAAAUGCACUGCGGGUUGCUGCAUUAGAAGGACACAGGGACAUUGUUGAAUUACUUUUUAGCCACGGAGCUGAUGUGAACUACAAAGAUGCUGAUGGUAGGCCUACACUUUAUAUUUUGGCCUUAGAAAACCAACUUACAAUGGCUGAAUAUUUUUUAGAAAAUGGUGCAAAUGUAGAAGCAAGUGAUGCUGAAGGAAGGACAGCACUUCAUGUUUCCUGCUGGCAAGGCCAUUUGGAAAUGGUGCAGGUUCUGAUCACCUACCAUGCUGACGUCAACGCUGCAGACAAUGAAAAGCGCUCUGCUCUGCAGUCUGCAGCCUGGCAGGGCCAUGUAAAAGUGGUGCAGCUUCUGAUCGAGCAUGGCGCCAUGGUGGACCAUACCUGUAAUCAAGGUGCAACUGCGCUCUGCAUUGCGGCCCAGGAAGGGCACAUUGAUGUCGUGCAGGUUUUAUUAGAGCACGGUGCUGAUCCAAACCAUGCUGAUCAAUUUGGACGCACUGCUAUGCGUGUUGCAGCCAAAAAUGGACAUUCUCAAAUAAUUAAAUUAUUAGAAAAAUAUGGUGCAUCCAGUUUGAAUGGCUGUUCUCCAUCCCCUGUCCACACAAUGGAGCAAAAGCCUCUACAGUCAGUGUCUUCAAAAAUGCAGUCAUUAACAAUUAAAUCAAAUAGCUCUGGCAGUACUGGUGGAGGGGACGUGCAGCCUUCGCUGCGUGGGUUACCGAAUGGGCCAGCUCACGCAUUCAGUUCUCCUUCAGAAUCGCCAGACUCGACAGUUGAUCGGCAGAAGUCGUCAUUGUCAAAUAAUUCCCUGAAAAGCUCAAAAAAUUCAUCUUUGAGAACUACUUCAUCUACAGCAACGGCUCAAACAGUGCCAAUUGACAGCUUUCACAGCUUGUCAUUUACAGAACAAAUUCAGCAGCAUUCGUUGCCGCGCAGUAGAAGUCGACAGUCAAUUGUUUCCCCGUCUUCCACAACACAGUCCUUGGGACAGAGCCAUCAUUCACCAAGCAGUGAGUUUGAGUGGAGUCAAGUAAAGCCCAGUUUGAAGUCAACUAAAACAAAUAAAGGGGGGAAAUCAGAAAAUGCCAGCAAAUCUGGGUCAGCUGGGAAAAAAGCUAAACAAAAUAAUUCUUCACAGCCAAAGGUUCUAGAAUAUGAAAUGACUCAGUUUGAUAAAAGAGGACCUACAGCCAAAUCUGGGACUAGUGCACCAUCUAAACAGAUGCCAGCAGAAUCGCAGUGCAAAAUUAUACCUUCAGCUCAGCAAGAAAUUGGUCGAUCGCAACAGCAGUUUCUUAUUCACCAACAAAGUGGGGAACAGAAGAAGAGAAACGGAAUAAUGACAAAUCCAAAUUAUCAUCUUCAGAGCAACCAGGUUUUUCUUGGUAGGGUUUCAGUCCCACGAACAGUACAGGAUAGAGGGCAUCAGGAAGUGCUGGAAGGAUAUCCUUCCUCGGAGACGGAAUUAAGCCUUAAACAAGCCCUGAAGCUUCAGAUUGAGGGUUCUGACCCAAGCUUCAACUAUAAAAAGGAAACACCAUUAUAAAAGUUUCCUAUUCUGUGAAACAGAAGACAUUGUGAUUGGAGUGACUCUUCAGCUACUGGAUGAAAACAUAAAAUGCCUGUUGAUUUGCUGAAAAAAAAAAAUGAAGAAUGUGAUAUCUGCAGUACAGUUACCUUAAAUACUGUAAUGUGCCUAAAUAGUAAGGCUGCCUUCUCAGUGUAACCCUCUGUACUUAAAAAAAUCUCAUUUUGUGUGCUUUGUAUUCACUACCCAAGCGUAAGCACUUUUUUUUUUAAAUGCAGAUACAUACUGCAGUUCCCUGAUAAAAGCUGAAAAAGAUUUUGAGUAAAGUAUUUUAAGUUAAGAUUUGAUAAAUGUGCAUGUGCCAUGAUCAAAUAUAUAUGAAAAGGCAGUGUUCUUUGUAUUUAUUUUUUUCUUUCUGUGGCAAACAAAACUUAAGCCUACUGUUUCAGUUGUAUUUGCCUUGUUGUAGUGUAUGGCUUGUUUCCUGUAUCCUUAAAAAUGUCACUCAAUAAAAUAAAUCAUGCAACUAUUUUACGUUCACUACACCUUCAGCACUGGUUAAAAAUGUGUUUCUAUUUAAUGCCACAUCGAGGUGAAAAAAUAGUUUCAUGAAAGCUUUUUAAAAUGUCUAGUAUUUUAGGGAUCUGCUCCAAGUAGUUUAUAUUUGGAUUUCCCGGUAGAAUCCUCCUAAUCUUUGGCUAAAGGUGUCAAAAAAAAAGAAAAAAGCAAAAGAAAAGAAAAAAGAAAGAAAAGAAAACACACACACAGACUAUAGGCAGAAUAAAGUUCUGCUUCAUUCACUGGGAUGCAGUUUCACCUUCCACUCACUUGUCAUUCCACCUUCAAGAAGACAGAUGAUCAUUCCUGAGGCAUGAAAAUUCUCAGGGACAGAGCCAGGCCUCAGUGGCAUGUGUGUAGAGGGAGAUGCACCUGUCUAUCUGAGGGUAGAUUUUUGAUCCCUGAACAAUUCAUUGACUACCCUUCUCUCUUCCAUCCAGUUAAAUAAAAUAUCUACCACUGUAAAUUGUGAUGCUAGCUUCUCUCUCAGUUGUUUCUAUUUUGUAAAUCACUGCAUGACCAAAAUAGCCCCCACUCAGAAUCAAUUGGAUCAAUUUUAGUGAUUAGUUGGAUGAAUAUUCUUGAUGAAUAUAACACAUGUUUUCCUUCACUGAUGACACCACUAACCUAUCGGCCAUAGCACAGGUGUAUUUUUUUUUUUUUACUGCUAUUUGAUAAAUGGUAGUGAUGGAUUUGCACUUUUCUGUCCACAUACUCUUUCCUGUUUUUCUCUUUGAACAAUCGCUUCCAGAAUGAUGGAUGCCAGGGUUAAGGGUGAAGUCUGUAACCAAGGAAAACAAAGUUGACCACUCAAAUGAGCAUGUGACCCAGAGCUUUAGCCUCCUGGGUGGACUCUAAACCAGUUGAGCUAGCUUAGUGGGUUGUGUGCAUGUCUGGAAAGAUUAAAAUUUAUUGUUUAGAAACCAAGGUUGUAGGUUUGAUCUUUGAAAAAGCCCUGGGAUCUUACAAAACCCAGAAAUUCUGUUCUUUCUAUGUGCAUAGGAGGAAUAAGGGAAGAGAAUUUGGAGAUUCAGCACAAAACCAUUGCUACUACUGGAAAAAAUCUUUAGAAAAUGUCUUAGUAACUGAGGUCAGUAAUGUCAUCUUCACAUAUGAAGGACAUAUACAUGAUACAUUGUUCACAGAAAUAGAAAUGUAUAAUUGGUUGUGAUAAAUGUUUCACUUGAUCUUCCUAUGAGGCUUUUAUUUUUGCUUCUGUUUUUUAAAGUCAGCAAAACUCAUGCGUUUAUGUCAUCAGUAAGUCAUAAUCAAGAAUAGGAAAUAAGUUCAAUUAAUAUUAAGGUGACAUGGCAAUAUUGAUUACUCGAAUGUGAAUGUUUCAAGUAUUGAAUUUUUGUCCCUAUGGGACAUUGAUUAAAUACACUUAAUAGGACUCUUGCAAAGUAGCCUUAAAAGUGUUAAUGAUUCUGUUAAUAAAUAUGAACACAUCCUAUUAUUAUAACCAACUUUACUCAUAUCUCAAAUACAGUACAUUUACGUAAUUUUAGAAGAUGAAGCUCCAAUUUCUUAUUAGGUAUAUUUUUCUUUAGAAAGAGAACCCUGAAAGCUGCCAGUUUUUCUAGUAAACCUUGAAUUAUUGGAAUUGUAUUUAUUUAAUUUUAUUGUUUUUACAAAAAUGCACCUUGUGGCCAAAGGGCAAAGAUAUGACUCAUUACAUAAGGGAUUUAUGUCUUCUGAAGAGCUAAAUGUUUUCAUAUCCAUACUGUAUACACUUGAAACAGUUGGUAGGAAGAGAACCUGUUGGAAAAAUAUGAUUUUCAAAAGUAAAUAUUCCUCUGGAUGUUUUUAUAUUAAUUAAGUUUUGGAAUAGAACAGCAAUGGCUUUCAGUUAGAAUAAGGAUGAAAAGGGGGCUGAAGAUGCCCUGCUUUGCUUAUUUGUUUCUGUGGGGAUUUAUUUAAUACCAUGACCGACAAUAGCUUCUGCUUCAUUAAGAGAGUAAAAAUAGUCCCACAAAUAUAAAACUCCUAAAUAGCUAUUUUUAAAAUAAAAAUGUUUAAAUUUUGUAAAUCACCUGAUGCCACAACACAACCAUGAUGCCAUGUGCUUAUAACAGUUUUAUACCAUUCCAUGUGUGCUCCUUCCCUAACAGUCAUGAGUUGAUAAUAAAGGAAGUGAUAAAAAAUACAGCAAUGAAAAAUAAAAUCUCCAUGUUUGUAGGAAAGGUUUUGGAAGGAAAAUUGACCAGAACUCAGUAUGUCCUGCAAAGUACAGCCAGUUAUGUUAUGUCCUUCACCCUCACCCCCAUGCCUACUGGGAUCCUCACCAAUAAUAGUUCACUGAUUAAAAAAACAGGAGUAAGUACUUUUUCCAAUGUUGUUUGCCUAUGCAAAUGUUUGUUUUACUUUAACGUCCUCCACUUACACUUCUCAGCAAAUGUAGUUUCAGACAAAUGCUUUUUCUUUUUUUCAUUUUUCCCUUGGUUUGGGGUAUGUAAAUAGCCUAAAAUGUACAUUGAAUUUCACAUUGUAAAAGUUUUAUUUUAUUCCUUGUAUUAUAUUAAGCAAAAAUCCCUAUGUAUAUGAAAG